Metarhizium brunneum ARSEF 3297 is the source of this 1029-nucleotide messenger RNA. RefSeq lists its product as uncharacterized. The record is from RefSeq and is a predicted model, not a curated record. Lineage: Eukaryota; Fungi; Ascomycota; Sordariomycetes; Hypocreales; Clavicipitaceae.
AUGGCUUCCACUACUAUUCUCCACGAUACUGCACUAGCCGCACUGGCAGAUGGCGAUGUCAUCUAUCUCUAUUUCCAGGCCUCAAGCGGCUACCUAUGCGAGGCUACCUUGACCCCCGGACAGCCACAGGUAGCCUACACCAUCACCAACUUGCGCGCCGCUGAUAUAAAGCUCUAUACUCCAAUUUCAGCUACGUUUGGAAAGAAUACGGAAGAGAGAUACAUCUUCUAUAUCGACACAGACGGCAUUCUCAACAAUGCCGUUUACAAAAAUGACACCUGGUGCAGAGGAUUUCUGCGUGGUCAAUCCAUCAUUCCGGCCCACUAUUCCAAGAUCGCCGCGGUCAAGUCCUGCGUUUGUGACGAUGAGAUACAUGUUUUCUACCAGACUACGGAUCGCAACGGAGCCAUCCGUCAGGUGACCGGAUACGAGAAUCGAUGGGUGCUGGAUCGGCGAGAUCUUGGCAGCAAAGUCCUUACCGGUACUGGCCUGGCCGCCGUCCACGCCGAGUUGGGCAUCGACAUCACGACCGGGACGUCGGAUUCGAACAAGCCGCCCGUGGUAUUCUUCCAGCAGACGAACUUGGGUCUGACAUGGCUACAGGAUGCAGCAACGCGAAAGGUCGGCGGUGUCGUAACUAAAGCCUCUCCACACACGCCGCUGGCUGCUACCGACGCCGUAUCCACCAAUUUAAAAGACGUCUUCCUUUUCUUCACCUCUAGCGCAAAUGAAAUUAAGCGUCUCGCUGUAGGGUCGGAUGGACAGGAGGUUGUCUCUACUGAGCUUCUGACAACCACGCCAAAAGGCAAUCUCGCCGCGGUCGUCAGGAAGUCGUCGACGAACUCGACGGACGCGCAGGUUAUUCUCUUCUACCAGUCUACGAACCCGCCGAAAAUUCACCAGUCGACGAUAAGUGAUGACGAUGGUGGAAACUGCGUUUGUAAAACUAGGUAUACCGUCACCGAGUACAGUGGGGUGGCUAUAUUCUCUGACCCCGAAGUCGACCACAUUGCUAUGAGAUUCGAAUGA